Penicillium subrubescens is the source of this 195-nucleotide messenger RNA. RefSeq lists its product as uncharacterized. The coding region runs from base 1 to 195 and encodes 64 amino acids. The record is from RefSeq and is a predicted model, not a curated record. NCBI's taxonomy places the organism in Eukaryota, Fungi, Ascomycota, Eurotiomycetes, Eurotiales, Aspergillaceae. The transcript has a single exon.
AUGACACCGAUCCUUCCGUCUCGACCCUUGGGGGUCGAUGAACCCGGUGAUAAUCUAGCAGUCAUUCGAGGAGAAGAGUUCCUGCUCAUCCGGCAUUUCAAUUGCCUCGGCUCUGCCUGGUGCGAGGAAUUCGCACCCACGAUGGCUUCGCUCAGGAACUGCAUGGGCAGCUUCCUGAAUUCACCCGUGCUUUGA